Molecule: messenger RNA, 3264 nt
Organism: Pan troglodytes (chimpanzee)
Lineage: Eukaryota; Metazoa; Chordata; Mammalia; Primates; Hominidae
Gene: PPP1CB
Product: protein phosphatase 1 catalytic subunit beta
Exons: 10
Coding region: 718-1527 (269 amino acids)
Biological process (GO): regulation of circadian rhythm; circadian regulation of gene expression
Cellular component (GO): nucleus; cytoplasm
Molecular function (GO): protein serine/threonine phosphatase activity
Source: RefSeq, a predicted model, not a curated record
GAGACUCGGCGCCGUGGACGUGGAGAGAGGGCGACGCACCUGCGCGAAGACGGCAACGGGAAAAGCCGCUCCAGUGCGGUUGCGCGGCGGCCCAGGCGCCGAGGGGAGCCUCGGCGGGGAGCGCGCCGCGCGCCUGCGCGGAGAGCUGCGUGACGCGGCGGCGCGCAAGGGACGUGCGGAGUGAGUGGCGCUGCGGGUGGGGCCGUCGGCGGCGCUGGUGAGAGAACGCCGAGCCGUCUCCGCAGCCUCCGCCGCCGAGAAGCCCUUGUUCCCGCUGCUGGGAAGGAGAGUCUGUGCCGACAAGAUGGCGGACGGGGAGCUGAACGUGGACAGCCUCAUCACCCGGCUGCUGGAGGUACGAGGAUGUCGUCCAGGAAAGAUUGUGCAGAUGACUGAAGCAGAAGUUCGAGGCUUAUGUAUCAAGUCUCGGGAGAUCUUUCUCAGCCAGCCUAUUCUUUUGGAAUUGGAAGCACCGCUGAAAAUUUGUGGAAUUCAGGAACAGCUUAGUGGGUCCUCUGGCUCUGGGUCUCUCACAAGGCUCCAAUUAAGGCGUGAUCUCGGGCUGCAGUCAUCUGAAGGUUGAACUGUGAAAGGAUUCAGUUCCUUAUAGACUGAUGGACUAAGAGCCUCAGUUCCAAAUGAGCUGUUGGUCAGAGGCCUCCCUCAGUUCUUUGCUACGUGGGAUGCUUCAUUAGACAGCUGGUUUCAUCAGCGAGCAUGGAAGAAGGAGAUAUUCAUGGACAGUAUACAGAUUUACUGAGAUUAUUUGAAUAUGGAGGUUUCCCACCAGAAGCCAACUAUCUUUUCUUAGGAGAUUAUGUGGACAGAGGAAAGCAGUCUUUGGAAACCAUUUGUUUGCUAUUGGCUUAUAAAAUCAAAUAUCCAGAGAACUUCUUUCUCUUAAGAGGAAACCAUGAGUGUGCUAGCAUCAAUCGCAUUUAUGGAUUCUAUGAUGAAUGCAAACGAAGAUUUAAUAUUAAAUUGUGGAAGACCUUCACUGAUUGUUUUAACUGUCUGCCUAUAGCAGCCAUUGUGGAUGAGAAGAUCUUCUGUUGUCAUGGAGGAUUGUCACCAGACCUGCAAUCUAUGGAGCAGAUUCGGAGAAUUAUGAGACCUACUGAUGUCCCUGAUACAGGUUUGCUCUGUGAUUUGCUAUGGUCUGAUCCAGAUAAGGAUGUGCAAGGCUGGGGAGAAAAUGAUCGUGGUGUUUCCUUUACUUUUGGAGCUGAUGUAGUCAGUAAAUUUCUGAAUCGUCAUGAUUUAGAUUUGAUUUGUCGAGCUCAUCAGGUGGUGGAAGAUGGAUAUGAAUUUUUUGCUAAACGACAGUUGGUAACCUUAUUUUCAGCCCCAAAUUACUGUGGCGAGUUUGAUAAUGCUGGUGGAAUGAUGAGUGUGGAUGAAACUUUGAUGUGUUCAUUUCAGAUAUUGAAACCAUCUGAAAAGAAAGCUAAGUACCAGUAUGGUGGACUGAAUUCUGGACGUCCUGUCACUCCACCUCGAACAGCUAAUCCGCCGAAGAAAAGGUGAAGAAAGGAAUUCUGUAAAGAAACCAUCAGAUUUGUUAAGGACAUACUUCAUAAUAUAUAAGUGUGCACUGUAAAACCAUCCAGCCAUUUGACACCCUUUAUGAUGUCACACCUUUAACUUAAGGAGACGGGUAAAGGAUCUUAAAUUUUUUUCUAAUAGAAAGAUGUGCUACACUGUAUUGUAAUAAGUAUACUCUGUUAUAGUCAACAAAGUUAAAUCCAAAUUCAAAAUUAUCCAUUAAAGUUACAUCUUCAUGUAUCACAAUUUUUAAAGUUGAAAAGCAUCCCAGUUAAACUAGAUGUGAUAGUUAAACCAGAUGAAAGCAUGAUGAUCCAUCUGUGUAAUGUGGUUUUAGUGUUGCUUGGUUGUUUAAUUAUUUUGAGCUUGUUUUGUUUUUGUUUGUUUUCUCUAGAAUAAUGGCAAAUACUUUUAAUUUUUUUCCCUAAACAUUUUUAAAAGUGAAAUAUGGGAAGAGCUUUACAGACAUUCACCAACUAUUAUUUUCCCUUGUUUAUCUACUUAGAUAUCUGUUUAAUCUUACUAAGAAAACUUUCGCCUCAUUACAUUAAAAAGGAAUUUUAGAGAUUGAUUGUUUUAAAAAAAAAUACGCACAUUGUCCAAUCCAGUGAUUUUAAUCAUACAGUUUGACUGGGCAAACUUUACAGCUGAUAGUGAAUAUUUUGCUUUAUACAGGAAUUGACACUGAUUUGGAUUUGUGCACUCUAAUUUUUAACUUAUUGAUGCUCUAUUGUGCAGUAGCAUUUCAUUUAAGAUAAGGCUCAUAUAGUAUUACCCAACUAGUUGGUAAUGUGAUUAUGUGGUACCUUGGCUUUAGGUUUUCAUUCGCACGGAACACCUUUUGGCAUGCUUAACUUCCUGGUAACACCUUCACCUGCAUUGGUUUUCUUUUUCUUUUUUCUUUCUUUCUUUUUUUUUUUUUUUUUUUUGAGUUGUUGUUUGUUUUUAGAUCCACAGUACAUGAGAAUCCUUUUUUGACAAGCCUUGGGAAGCUGACACUGUCUCUUUUUCCUCCCUCUAUACGAAGGAUGUAUUUAAAUGAAUGCUGGUCAGUGGGACAUUUUGUCAACUAUGGGUAUUGGGUGCUUAACUGUCUAAUAUUGCCAUGUGAAUGUUGUAUACGAUUGUAAGGCUUAUGUCACUAAAGAUUUUUAUUCUGAUUUUUUCAUAAUCAAAGGUCAUAUGAUACUGUAUAGACAUGCUUUGUAGUGAACUAUAGUAGCAAUAAUUUCUGUACCUGAUCAAGAGUUUAUUGCAGCCUUUCUUUUCCUAUUUCUUUUUUUUAAGGAUUAGUAUUAACAAAUGGCAACGAGUAGAAAAGUUAACAUGAAGAUUUUAGAAGGAGAGAACUUACAGGACACAGAUUUGUGAUUCUUUGACUGUGACACUAUUGGAUGUGAUUCUAAAAGCUUUUAUUGAGCAUUGUCAAAUUUGUAAGCUUCAUAGGGAUGGACAUCAUAUCUAUAAUGCCCUUCUAUAUGUGCUACCAUAGAUGUGACAUUUUUGACCUUAAUAUCGUCUUUGAAAAUGUUAAAUUGAGAAACCUGUUAACUUACAUUUUAUGAAUUGGCACAUUGUAUUACUUACUGCAAGAGAUAUUUCAUUUUCAGCACAGUGCAAAAGUUCUUUAAAAUGCAUAUGUCUUUUUUUCUAAUUCUGUUUUGUUUUAAAGCACAUUUUAAAUGUAGUUUUCUCAUUUAGUAAAAGUUGUCUAAUUGA